Molecule: messenger RNA, 2113 nt
Organism: Phyllostomus discolor (pale spear-nosed bat)
Lineage: Eukaryota; Metazoa; Chordata; Mammalia; Chiroptera; Phyllostomidae
Product: olfactory receptor 7A17-like
Exons: 2
Coding region: 273-1205 (310 amino acids)
Biological process (GO): G protein-coupled receptor signaling pathway
Cellular component (GO): membrane
Molecular function (GO): olfactory receptor activity; G protein-coupled receptor activity
Source: RefSeq, a predicted model, not a curated record
GGAGGGAGUAACAGGGGGAUGGUAUCUAAUGAACAGAUGAAGGGAGAAGUAAACAUCUCCUCUGUGGCAGACUCUCAACAUGGGCACCUUAGGAUGGGCAGAACACACUUGUGUCUUCAGGAGACCUAACUCUGGUCCAGAGACCAAUGUUUGACUCCUUCCUGCUCUUUUGUCUGAGGACAGAGCUUCAGUUUCCAACAUUAGCCAUCCAGGGCAGGAUUCGCACUUCUACAAGGAGCCCUUCCUUUCAGAGACCCUGACCACUCACCUCCAUGGUACGAGGCAAUAAUACCCCAAUUUCAGAAUUUCUUCUCCUGGGACUAUCAGAGGAACCAGAACUACAGCCCAUCCUAUUUGGGCUGUUCCUCUGCAUGUACCUGAUCACUGUGUUGGGAAACCUGCUCAUCAUCCUGGCUGUCAGCUCAGACUCCCACCUCCACACACCCAUGUACUUCUUCCUCUCCAACCUGUCCUUGGUAGACAUCUGUUUCACCUCUACCACCAUCCCAAAGAUGCUGCUGAACAUCCAGACACAGAGCAAAACCAUCACCUAUGCAGGUUGCAUAACCCAGAUGUAUUUUUUUACAUUAUUUGGAGGUUGGGACCACUUCCUUCUGACCGUGAUGGCCUAUGACCGAUAUGUGGCCAUCUGUCACCCCCUGCACUACACGGUCAUCAUGAGCUCCUGGCUCUGUGGACUGCUGGUUCUGGUGUCAUGGAUCAUAAGUUCUCUGAAUUCCCUGUUACAUAGUUUAAUGUUGUUGAGACUGUCCUUCAGGGAAGACUUGGAAAUCCCCCACUUUUUUUGUGAAGUUAAGCAGAUGAUCCAAUUUGCCUGUUCUGACACCUUUCUUAAUGACAUGGCGAUGUAUUUGGCCACUGGACUACUAGCUGGUGGUCCCUUGGCUGGGAUCCUUUACUCUUAUUCUAAGAUCGUGUCCUCCAUACGAGCAAUCCCAUCAGCUCAGGGGAAGUACAAAGCAUUUUCCACCUGCGUGUCUCAUCUCUCAGUUGUCUCCUUAUUUUAUGGCGCGGUCCUAGGCGUGAACUUCAGCUCUGCUGGUACUCACAGCUCACAGUCAAUUGCAGUCACCUCAGUGAUGUACACUGUGGUCACACCCAUGCUGAACCCCUUCAUCUACAGCCUCAGGAACAAAGACAUAAAGGGAUCUCUGAAAAGAGUUUUGGGGAUGGCAGGUAAAUGAGGGACAAUUGCUCUGAUGUUCAAAAUGUGACAUUGAUUGCAAGCUCAGUGUCUCAGAACCAGAAGCUGUUACUGAUCCCGAGGGAUAGACUGGUUUCUUCUCUGUAUUUCCUGGCAUGUCCAUUUCCUUCUAUUUAUGUUCUCUAACAAUUUAAGUAACUAACUUGCUAAGCUUCUGUAAAAUAGGUUGACAGUUUUACCUUUGACCAUUAACAUUAUGAAAGUCUUUCUCAAUCCUGGAUCAGAAGUAUUUGGAAUUUUCCAUAUCUUUCAUGGGAAAUCUUGGAUUUGUCUAAAAUAAUUUCUUCUCAAAUGAUAUAUAUCAUGCCAAGAAAUUUUCCCCUAGUUUAUCUGAAAGUAUUAUCAGAGCUGUAUUACUCAGAUGGACAAAACUACACUUGGCAUCUAAGGACAUUCAUCUCAUUGUACAGGAAAAUAUGAAAGCAGUUUUCACUUUGCGUCUGUUAUUGAUUUUUAUAUCACUAACUUAAGUACUCUUCAUAAUAAUGUAGAGUUUAAAUGCUGUUCCAUUUAAGUCUCAGCCUAUUGAAAUUGCAGGUAUUCACUCUAAAUGCCUGGCACAGUCACCUAGGCCCUGAGUUCUUGUGACACCAACACGAGCCAACAUUGUGGCUGGAUCAUGCUUCUCAGUUAUUAUGAUUGCAUGACACUUCUCAGCCAAACCAUCAGAGAACCUGGUAAAAGAUUACUCAGAUAUUGAAGGGUAUACAGAGUGCUUAAGGCCCACAUGUGAGGUCAUGGGAGAGGAGGUAAAGAAGAGAAAGAUAGAGAGAGGACAUUACUGUGGGCUCUGCAUUUAUUCAGGUCUGAGGGCAGGAUGGAUAGAAUUUCAAAGCUUCAGUCUUUAUUGGUGAAUUUAAAACUUAAGAGCAGGUGUCAGGGUGUGAA